UUUCACUCUUCACUCCCGCGAGGCGGCCACGUGAUGCGUCUGUGCGUGUAGCCGUGACGUCAAGUCUCGCGUGAUGAGAGUCAUGUUGUCGGGAUUUUGUGAAUGACAGGAAUUGGAAGAGUGUGUCUUGUAGUAAAGAGCUUUGCCGAAGGUGAUGUAAAGGAUUCCUGUCACAGGGAAUGGCUUCAACACAUCUUGGGCACAAGGACUGGUAUAGUAUUUUGGGGGCAAAGCCGAGUGACACUCAGACAGAACUGAAGCAGAAGUAUCAGAAGCUUGCUUUAUUGUACCAUCCAGAUAAGCAGAGCGCCGACGUGAUUGGCCGGCAAGCUGAGGAAGGCGCACACAGGUUCAUCGAAAUCAAUCAAGCAUGGAAAAUCCUAGGGGACGAGGAGGCAAAGAAGGCGUAUGACUUGGAGCAGCGUGAAUCUGAGUUGACGAGGAUGUGGCCAGUUGACAAUCAGGUUCACUUAGAAGAUCUGUCAUGGGACCCUGAGGAGAUGCUCUACUCCUUCCCGUGCCGAUGUGGUGGAAGCUACACAAUGACUGAAAGUGACAGAAACGAAGUCUCACUCAUCAACUGCGAUUCCUGCUCCUUGAUAAUCGAAAUCCUAUAGGAAUUAGGUAGCGCUUUCCAAAUUAUAUAUAUAUUUAUUGUAAACUUUGAUAGUAUUCAGUUAAUGUUUUUUGUAUACGGCAUCCCUCUUGAGCAGAGGUGUCAAACUUAAUAAAACAAAUACAGUUUC
This is a messenger RNA of Xenopus laevis (African clawed frog), 746 nucleotides long. RefSeq names its product DnaJ heat shock protein family (Hsp40) member C24 S homeolog (gene dnajc24.S). The record is from RefSeq and is a predicted model, not a curated record. The transcript is spliced from 5 exons. The coding region runs from base 180 to 617 and encodes 145 amino acids. NCBI's taxonomy places the organism in Eukaryota, Metazoa, Chordata, Amphibia, Anura, Pipidae.